This is a messenger RNA of Hemibagrus wyckioides, 4846 nucleotides long. It is a transcript of the gene aass, whose product is annotated as aminoadipate-semialdehyde synthase. Gene Ontology annotation, molecular function: saccharopine dehydrogenase activity. Bases 427 to 3219 code for a protein of 930 amino acids. The record is from RefSeq and is a predicted model, not a curated record. NCBI's taxonomy places the organism in Eukaryota, Metazoa, Chordata, Actinopteri, Siluriformes, Bagridae. Gene Ontology annotation, cellular component: cytoplasm. The transcript has 25 exons.
GGAAGGAGGCAGAUCUGCGCUCAGGCUCGGGAUUGGUGGGACGUGGGAGGCAAGUUAGGGCAUCGUGUCCGAAAUCGCACACUGCCCUAGCUGCUAUUUUGGACAAAGACAUGAUUCACUUGAGUCAGAAGCAUUUAGCCUGUCCAGAGCUGAUAUAAUAACACGGCAAUAAUCCGUGCAGGUCAGUAGUGUGUCUCUGAUACCUGACCAGUUUCCUGUACUGUAUGUGCUAUCGGUCAGUCGGUCAGUCAGUCAGUGAGUCUCGUCCGGCCAUUUCACCACAGAACACUACUAAGAUAUAUUUAGGUUUCACAGAAAUCAGACUGGCCUUCAGUGAAAUGAAGCUCAUGUCCAAGCAGCAGACAGUGUUCACAGUGAAGAGGAAUAAAAAUCUACAACCUCUUUGUAACUUUUCCUGGGUGAGCCAUGCUGCGACUUGUAAGAGGCCAGAGCAGGAGGGUGAAAGGCUGUGUGUGCAGCCAGCAAAGGUUGAGCCAUCAUAAGAGUGUGAUGGCGAUCCGACGAGAAGACGUUAACGUGUGGGAGAGACGGGCACCCCUUGCCCCGCAACAUGUGAAGGAAAUCACUGCAGCAGGUCACAAAGUGCUGGUGCAGCCGUCCAACAGGAGAGCCAUUCACAAUAGAUUCUAUGAGAAAGCAGGAGCCAUUAUACAGGAGGACAUCUCCGAGGCUUCUCUCAUCAUCGGUGUGAAGAGGCCACCAGAGGAAAAGGUCAUUCCACAAAAAACCUACGCUUUCUUUUCCCACACCAUCAAAGCCCAGGAGGCUAACAUGGGUCUUCUGGACGAUGUACUCAAAAAGGAAGUGCGGCUCAUUGAUUAUGAGAAAAUGGUUGAUGAAAAUGGGUACAGGAUCGUUGCAUUCGGACAGUGGGCUGGUGUUGCGGGAAUGAUCAACAUUUUGCAUGGGCUCGGUCUCCGAUUCCUGGCCCUUGGACACCACACUCCCUUUAUGCAUAUUGGAAUGGCACACAAUUACAGGAACGUCAGUCAAGCCAUACAAGCAGUGAGGGAUUGUGGAUACGAGAUCUCACUAGGCCUCAUGCCCAAGUCCAUUGGUCCACUCACCUUUGUGUUCACUGGCACAGGCAAUGUAUCUAAUGGUGCGCAAGACAUUUUCAACGAGCUUCCAUGCGAAUAUGUGGAACCACAUGAACUGAAGGAGGUCUCCCAAUCAGGAGACCUGUCUAAAGUGUAUGGAACAGUGAUCAGUAGACGCCACCAUUUAGUUCGAAAGAGCGAUGGGGUUUAUGACCCUUUCGAGUACGAGCAUCACCCUGAACGUUACACCUCUCACUUCAGAUCUUCUAUAGCGCCUUACACAACCUGUCUGAUAAACGGCAUCUACUGGGACCCGCAAACUCCAAGGCUGCUGCGGCGAUUGGAUGCUCAGAAGCUCAUGAGACCUUCAAAAUCUGUAGCUGCAGUGACUGAAGGCUGGCCCACCCUGCCACACAAGUUCUUGGCGAUCUGUGACAUUUCUGCAGACACAGGAGGUUCCAUUGAGUUCAUGACUGAGUGCACCACCAUUGAGAAGCCCUUUUGCAUGUAUGACGCCAACCAGCACAUAGACCACGACAGUGUGGAAGGAAAUGGCAUUCUCAUGUGCUCUAUUGAUAACCUGCCUGCCCAGCUUCCCAUUGAGGCUACCGAGUAUUUUGGCACUCGCUUGCUCCCCUACAUUUGGGAAAUGCUUCCAUCAGAUGCAUCAAGACCACUGGAUGAAGAGAACUUCUCUCCACAAGUCAGAGACGCUGUAAUCACGUCGAACGGAAAGUUGACUCCUAAGUUUGAGUACAUUCAGAAGUUACGAGAGAAAAGGGAAUCAGAACAGAUCCUGAAGAAAAGCGGGAUGAAGCGUGUCUUGUUGCUAGGUUCUGGCUAUGUAUCUCGUCCAGUUGUUGAGUAUCUCACCAGGGAUACUGGCACCCAAGUCACAGUGGCAUCUGUGCUCCUAAGUCAAGCGGAGGAACUGGCUACUACAUACCCAAACACCAUACCUGUGAUGCUUGAUGUCACUAGCCAAGAGGGCCAUCUCGAGUCUCUGGUCAAGGAUCAUGACCUGGUCAUCAGCAUGCUGCCAUACAGAUAUCAUCCUUUGAUAGCUAAAUUUUGCAUUAAUAAGAAGGUAAACCUGGUGACUGCCAGCUACAUGUCUCCAGACAUGAAAGAGCUCCAGAAGAGUGCUGAGGAAGCUGGCAUCACCAUAGUCAACGAGAUGGGCCUGGACCCUGGCAUUGAUCACAUGUUGGCCAUGGAGUGCAUCGACCAGGCCAAGGCAGACGGUUGCACUGUGGAGUCCUACAGCUCUUUCUGCGGUGGUCUUCCAGCACCAGAGUGUUCUGACAACCCACUGGGAUACAAAUUCAGCUGGAGUCCAUAUGGAGUUUUGCUCAAUACCAUCAGUCCUGCUAUUUAUCGCAAAGACAACCAGGUGAUCAGUAUAUCCCCUGGUGGGUCUCUGAUGGACACCACCAUGCCCAUGGCCUUCUUGGCAGGUUUUAACCUUGAGGGCUUUCCCAAUCGAGACAGCACCAAAUACGCUGAACCCUACGGCAUCGAGUCCGCACACACGCUGAUCAGAGGGACUCUGCGCUUUAAGGGCUUCUCCAAAGCAAUGAGCAGUUUCGUUAAACUAGGCCUGAUCAACACUGAGGCUUGCCCGAUGUUGCAGCACACAGCCGAUCCCGUCUCCUGGAAAGAACUCCUGUGUAAGCAGAUUGGCUUGUCCUCUGAUGUUAGCACGGAGUCGUUUGAGGAAGCCGUGUUCAAUCGGAUUGGACGAGAUGAGUUCAGGAUGCAGACUCUGAAGUGGUUUGAGAUGCUGAGUGAGGAGCCUGUGCCUCAUGCGAACACUAUCCUGGAAGCACUCACUAAACACCUGGAGGCUAAGCUGUCUUUCGAUAAAGGAGAGAGAGAUUUGAUCAUCCUGAAGACUGACGUUGGUGUCAGACACCCUACAGGAGAACUGGAGAUGAAGCACAUCAGUCUGGUGGUCUAUGGAGAUGCAAAUGGCUUCUCUGCCAUGGCCAAAACUGUGGGCUACCCUGCUGCUAUUGCAGCUCGUAUGGUCCUGGAUGGUGAGCUGAACACUAAAGGACUUGUUGUACCAAUAACAAAGAAUAUCUAUGCGCCUGUUUUGCGGAGACUUCAGCAGGAAGGCCUUCAGUUCAUCACCAAAAGCACAAUAUUAGAGUAACACUCUAUAAAAAUCUACUCCUGCUACUGAUAACUGGAUGAAUAUCUAUUUUCUUAAUCAAUUGUUUUACAUUGUUGUUUGAUGAACUACUGAAUGCGUUGGAAUAUUUUAGACUCUGUCGAAGCUUCCUCCUUGAGUACAUAUUUCUCUGCUGCUUUUAAAAACGCCUGCAGAUAAAAACACUGAUGCUGUGCUUGGAUCUAUUCAACACGUUUAUUUCAACCGAGAAACAUGAUGAACGGUUUUGUUAAAGUGAAGUUUCCACACUAGGAAGAAAGUCACUAUCCUCUUUAGUUUCAUUCAUUUAUUUGACAAAUUAACAAAAUAAACACUUUUUUUUUGAGCUAAUAUUUUGAAAUAUGACUGGGAGUCACAUUCACAGCCAAGGUUAAGUUAAUAGGCUAUCCUGACGCUGGACUAUAUAGUUCAACAAUAAAACUGGAUAAAAUUCCCCGUCCAUAUACCGUCGCUAAUCAAACUAGCGUUGCAUCUCAAAUCACAUACAGUAUUCUACACCCUUAUUGAGCUCUAACACUAGCAGAGUUCCCUUAUUACGGAUAGUCGAUUAGUUUGAACGUCAAAAACUUCUCAUGUCAAUGUGAAACCUCGUGAAUGGUCAGUUUUGCGUGAUUAGUAAAUACCUAAUGUACUGUAUGUAAGGUCCGAGUGUUCGAUCGAGACACGACCAAGGCGGAAAGAUCUUCACCAAAUUUGCAGAGACAUCAAGACUAAAAAUGUCCUGUCACACUCCAAAGCUGAGAGACACUACAGGGAAAUGGUGCAUGGCGUCGUAUAGAAGAGUACAGCGCAGCACGCUAUAGCAAAACGUAGCAUAGUAAAGUGUGAUGUGAUGUGGUAUGGAUUAGUAUGAUGCAAAUGUUUUGGUCUUUGAGCCCAUGCAUUUCUAACAGUUCCACACUUUUCCAAAGGGGUUUUUGUUAAUAACGCCGCCCACGUUGUUGCAAAUAUAAAGAAACCAUGCUGCUUCCCGUCAGGCCAUAUUACACCAUCCCAGUGUGGAUUAUUUUCCUAUAACACAAGUCCCAAUAGAUCGAUGUGUGCAAGGAAUGUUCCUGCUUUCCUACAUCCACAUGUGUAUGCUACUGACAUAAUAAAUAUUCAGAAAUGUUCCUUCAUCAUAAAUCUGGAGUUUUUAGAAAUGUCGGGUGGUUAAAGCUCGCAGACAAUUGAUGAAUAUUUGUCUCUUCUUUCUGGAAUUUUCUGUCUGACAUCAAUAAAUUUCAUGUAAUUCCAGCUUGUCAAUCUCACCCUUACGGAAUAUUACCCGAGGCUGAAUUCUAUACAGAGGUUCUUGAUACGGUUUCUAAAUGCCACCAUUUAAAAUUCAUCAUGUCGGUAGCUCCAGUAGCAGAAUUCAGCAACACAGAACUGACAAAUCUCACACAUCUGUUUGAUAUAAAAAACCAACGAAUUGUUUUUCUUGAAGCUCAAUUCAUAUGUAUAUCAUAUUUGUUUAUCUCUAAUCUUUAAUUAAUAUUAAGGAGAAAUAAUGCAUUAAAAAUAAUGCUAGAAAGAUAUUUUCUAACUAAACCCACUGAGAUGUUGUGGCAUUAAUACCGCACAUGUUCAUGUAAUAUAAUACAAAUAAAGGUGAAAUAUUUGCAAA